CGCGCGCAUCCCUAAACGCCAGACUCGGGCCUCUGAGCGCAUGCUGAAGCCAUUCAAGCCAGAGUCCCAGGCAGCCCCACAUACACAGGGAGAGGGGACACCUGCCUGGCAGGGAAGGCAACUCCUCAAGUACAGGAUAGACUGAGGAUAACUGAGCAGGCACUGAGGGGUCCGGGGUCGCCCUCCCACCAAAUGAUCUGCAUUUGACUCUUUCCUGUCACCUAGUAGUGGACUAUUCUGUGACAGCUGGGUAACCUGCAUUGAGUCUGUUCCAGCCGGUAACCUACAUCCCUUCAGCACCAGCCUGUUGGAUCCAUGUGGUCAUUGCCUGCAGUGAGUGCCAGCUUUGUGUCCAACACUCGUCCUAGGGUUCAUUUCACCUCCGAGCCAUCGGUACCUCCAGUAUCCUUUCUAGGAAUCUGGGUCUGAUUAAGGAGCUCUUGAGCUGUCAUUUCAGUACCACGGAUUGCGCCAUAAACUGGACUCCCUUCGGUACAAACUGGUUUGAGUAUUAUCCCUUAAAAAGCACCACAAACUGGAUCCCCCCCCACACACAGACUGGCACCUUAAUUAACCAUUCAUCAGCCUCUCUGAUCUGCAAUUCGGAUUCACAUAAAUUGUCCCCUGAACUCCCCCUGUGGUGUAUUCCGGAUCAGCAUCCCGUCCCUCCACGUUUAAUGUGAAUUAACUGCCUCCCCCCCUCGAAGGAAUAGUCCCAUCGGCAGUCCCUGUGGCAUAAUCCGGAUUCACAACCUCUUCUACCGCCUUCAAUCUGCGCUAAUCCGGAUUCCCCUUGAGCUGUCCCUUCAGCACCUCAUUUCCACACUACGGACCGUUGGUGCCCCUGUCCCUCCCUACAGGAGCAGAGCAGCAGAACAAUCAGUACAGUACUGGUUGCCUAGACAUUACAAUUGGGGACCGCACUAGAAGCAGUUACACCCCCAUUUAUCCAGCAGACUGGGGCACAAUCCUUGGAUGGGUGUCCCUGGCUUGGCACUAAGCAGUAGUAUUCCCAUAUAGUUGCCUAUCUGGCAGGCACUGAGCAAUAAGCCCUUCCCUUGGCACUGCAUGUCAGGCUGCCUCUCUGGAGUGGGUCAGUAUCUCAGGGGCCACAGGGAGGGGGCGCUCCCACUGAUGUGCAGCACUGGGUGGGGGAAAGCUGUCCCACCAUUCGUCCCUUCCAUGCUAUUAAACAAAUGAGCAAGGAUCUGCCCCAGUGGGGGGUAGUAGGCGGGAUCGCUGCGCUCGGCUCCUGUAUUGGCUACUCCGCUGGGAAUCUGUUGCUGCUGUCGCUGCGCGGCUGUUGCAGUAAAUCGCAGGGCUAGGAUGAGCGAUCCGCGCACGCAUGAGUGAUGCCUAACGGGCGACAUGGGCCAAGGGGACGAGACAGAUCGCAUCGUGAUCAACGUGGGUGGAACGAGGCACCAGACCUACCGCAGCACCCUGCGCACCUUGCCGGGCACCAGAUUGGCCUGGCUGGCAGAGCCCGAUGCCCACAGCCACUUUGACUAUGACCCGCGGGUCGACGAGUUUUUCUUUGACCGACACCCGGGGGUCUUCGCCCACAUCCUCAACUACUACCGGACCGGCAAGCUGCACUGCCCCGCCGACGUGUGCGGCCCUUUGUACGAGGAGGAGCUGGCAUUCUGGGGCAUCGAUGAGACCGACGUGGAGCCCUGUUGCUGGAUGACCUACCGGCAGCACCGAGAUGCAGAGGAAGCACUGGACAGUUUUGGGGGUGGCCCUGUGGACUGUAACGGGGACGACGGGGUCGGAGAUGGCACCGGGGACUCUGGGGAUGGAGAGGAAGAGCUGGAGAUGACCAAGCGCUUGGCACUCAGCGAUUCCCCAGAUGGCAAACCUGGGGGCUUCUGGAGGAGGUGGCAGCGUCGGAUAUGGGCUCUCUUUGAGGAUCCCUAUUCCUCCAGAUAUGCAAGGUACGUGGCAUUUGCCUCGCUCUUCUUCAUUCUGGUCUCCAUCACCACCUUCUGCCUGGAGACCCAUGAGACUUUCAAUCCUAUUGUGAAUAAAACGGAGACCGAGAUAGUUGGCAACGAGACCCAGUUCCGUUUCUACAGGGAGUCGGAGACAGAAGCCUUCCUGACCUACAUCGAGGGAGUGUGUGUGGUUUGGUUCACCUUCGAGUUCCUGAUGAGGAUUACCUUCUGCCCAAACAAGGUGGAAUUUAUCAAGAACUCUUUAAAUAUCAUUGACUUUGUGGCCAUUCUGCCUUUCUACUUGGAGGUGGGACUCAGUGGUCUGUCUUCCAAAGCUGCUAAAGACGUUUUGGGCUUCUUACGAGUGGUCCGAUUUGUCAGGAUUCUUCGAAUUUUCAAGCUGACAAGGCAUUUUGUGGGCCUGAGGGUUCUGGGACAUACCCUGCGUGCCAGCACAAAUGAAUUCUUGCUGCUCAUUAUAUUCCUGGCAUUGGGAGUCUUAAUCUUUGCCACAAUGAUCUAUUAUGCUGAGAGGAUAGGUGCUAACCCAAAUGAUCCCAGCGCCAGUGAACACACGCAGUUUAAAAAUAUCCCCAUCGGCUUCUGGUGGGCGGUCGUCACCAUGACCACGCUUGGAUAUGGAGACAUGUACCCCAAGACUUGGUCAGGAAUGCUGGUAGGAGCCCUAUGUGCUCUUGCCGGAGUGCUGACCAUCGCCAUGCCCGUGCCCGUCAUCGUAAACAAUUUUGGAAUGUAUUAUUCUUUAGCUAUGGCUAAGCAGAAGCUACCAAAGAAAAAAAAGAAGCAUAUCCCGCGCCCGCCCCAACUGGGAUCCCCCAAUUAUUGCAAAUCUGUUGUAAACUCUCCGCACCACAGCACUCAGAGUGACACAUGCCCGCUUGCCCAGGAAGAGAUAUUAGAAAUUAACAGAGCAGAUUCCAAAGUGAAUGGAGAGGUGGCCAAGGCGGCAUUGGCAAAUGAAGACUGCCCGCACAUAGACCAGACUAUAACGCCUGAUGAGGCCCUUUCCUUUACGCAGUCUAGCACUCACGAGAAAGGUGGGCCCUACUUUCUCCUUUCACCAGAGGAAUACCCCAGCCCACCUGAUGGCGGAAUAAGGAAGGUUGUGCAUAGAUGGCCCGGUGGAUAAUGUUGCCAAGUGAUACGACUCUCAGCAUGACCGUGCAUGGAAACCCCACUGCCCGAGUGACUUCAUCCUUUAGUACAUUCUGUUUUUCGAUACACUGCCGUAUUUUGCAUUCCAUAUUCCAAUGGAAGGUUAUAACAUGCUGUAACAGAGUAGCCAACAAACCAUGCCAUGAACUUUCUUCUGGGACUUUAAUUCUCCUUAAUUCUUGGUCCAUCAACCCAUCCAUCUCCUAGCAUGGAUCAGUAUCUAAAUGAUUAAUCAGCCUCAUCCAUGAUGUCUUGUUCCAUAAUAUUCUUCAUGGGCACGGCAUAUUAUUGGGGUACAAAAGUAUUCACUAGUGACAUACAGUAUAUCCAUAAGUGGGCAUUAUUUAUAUAUAUAUAUUGUUGGUGGGCCAUACACUGCAUGAUACUGGUUUAUAGGAAGAAGGGUGGAUGCAUCUUAUCAUAUCUAUUCAAGUGGCAAAUGCUCAUACUAGUAGAGUGUUAACCUGGCUGUUGUUGGAUCCGCUGGCUGCAGGAAAAAUUCGGAAACAAUUGAAGAUUCGCUAUUUCUCAGGAUUAUUUAUGAGCCAUAGGAACCCUGCGAGAGUCUGCAAGAAGCACAGUAGGAUGAAUUAUUGCAUGGGCACCUAAUACAUUAGAAAGCAAUAUUCAGAUGCAAUGAGCUCUCAGUUCUGGCUGACUGCAUGGGGAAAAUAACUCCAUUGGACUGCCUCUGCAUGUACUGCUUCUCCUCUGUCUUCUUUUUUUAAAAGCUUGAUGUGAGCGCACGUGGAAGAUGCUAAGUUUCCAUUGUGUUCCGUUUACAGGGAUGUUUUUGCAAAGGGCGUCCUGUCAUUGCUAAAUAUAUGCAAGCAGAGGCAGUCAGUGCUUGGGGAUGUUGGCGUGGCAGGUACUCAUCUUGGUGGAAGGAGCAGAGGCCAGCAAGUACUACUACUGCGCAGGAUAGACG
Xenopus laevis (African clawed frog) is the source of this 4041-nucleotide messenger RNA. Its product is annotated as potassium voltage-gated channel subfamily C member 1. NCBI's taxonomy places the organism in Eukaryota, Metazoa, Chordata, Amphibia, Anura, Pipidae. The record is from RefSeq and is a predicted model, not a curated record. Bases 1369 to 3087 code for a protein of 572 amino acids. The transcript is spliced from 4 exons.